CAAGUUUGUGGACCUGUGUGUGUACCUACAUAUCUGAACUGGUUCAAAUAUCCAGCAGUUCUAGGAGUUGCCACGCCAUUGCGUUGCAAAGGGAAAAUUUGUUUCGGAAGGCCUGUUGUUUACAAUUUAGUGCUUUGCUUGUAGUGCGUGAAAGAGAGAAAAUACCUCAGAUUACGCCAAAGUCCAUAGUAGCUGCAAUUAAAGCAAGGAGGAUACAUCAUAAUAACUACAUUUAUAUACAAUGAAUUCUGAUUCGACAAAAAAAAAAUCUACAGUUACAGUAAAAACUACUACAACCAUAACAGAAACUGUAACUGCUGAAAAUGCUUCAUCUCCUACAAAACCUACGAAGAGAACCAAUUUUAAACCUGCAUGUACAGCAAAAGCUACUCACACUCCAAAGCCUCCAGCUGCCAGUAAGCCUACAAAUGUUGCAAAAGUUCCACCAGCAAUGAAAGCUGCUGGACAUCCACCAAAACCAAAAGCUGCUGGACAUCCACCAAAACCAAAAGCUGCAGCAGUACAAACAUCUGGAACCACAGUGCAAGCUAGAACUGUGUCUACUACUGUGCAGAAAGUAACUACUGUAAAAUCACAGCAGAACCGUUGGUGACAUGAAGUAAGCAGUGUGAGAAAGUUGGUGGCAACGCACUGAAGUAUGAGGUUUCAAGACUAUUAUAGUACAGUAAGAAAGAAACAAGUUAAUGUUAUACUGUUAAGCAGUCAUUAAAAAAAACAUGUUGAUGCUGUAAGAUAUAUUUCAGUAAACAUGUCUUCUUGCAGUUAUGUAAGUACUGAUUUUUUUUUUAUAUUUCUGGCAUUUUUCUCUGGUGCCUAUCUUGCAUUUACUGUUUUAUACAUGAUUAUGUAA
Messenger RNA from Cryptotermes secundus, 871 nucleotides. Its product is annotated as histone H1B. Bases 242 to 613 code for a protein of 123 amino acids. NCBI's taxonomy places the organism in Eukaryota, Metazoa, Arthropoda, Insecta, Blattodea, Kalotermitidae. The record is from RefSeq and is a predicted model, not a curated record. The transcript is spliced from 3 exons.